AUGUUCACUUUGUUACAAGGAAGUGCUCCACAGGAAGCAAGAAACUACCCAAGCACUACCUCCGCCACCAGUACAUUCUCCACUCCCCAAGCAAACCCUGAUGGAGAUGCACACAAACCGUGUCCCACAAACCCUGUCAUCGGUCCAACGUCGGCUCAUGCUCACUCACUUGGCAAUAACAAGGAUACAAACCGCUGCGCUGUGUGUCGCAAGAGGGUUGGACUGACAGGCAUCAAGUGUCGCUGCGGAGGCCUGUACUGUGGCAUCCACCGAUAUUUGGACAAGCACGACUGCUCGUUUGACUACCGAGAGCUUGGUGCACAAGAGAUCUGGCGCAACAAUCCACGUGAUUGUCAGUGA
Homalodisca vitripennis (glassy-winged sharpshooter) is the source of this 360-nucleotide messenger RNA. Its product is annotated as zinc finger A20 and AN1 domain-containing stress-associated protein 11-like. Gene Ontology annotation, molecular function: zinc ion binding. Lineage: Eukaryota; Metazoa; Arthropoda; Insecta; Hemiptera; Cicadellidae. The transcript has 3 exons. The record is from RefSeq and is a predicted model, not a curated record. The coding region runs from base 1 to 360 and encodes 119 amino acids.